Cadophora gregata is the source of this 968-nucleotide messenger RNA. RefSeq names its product exosome 3'->5 exonuclease subunit ski4 (Csl4) (gene CSL4). Gene Ontology annotation, biological process: RNA processing. The record is from RefSeq and is a predicted model, not a curated record. Gene Ontology annotation, molecular function: RNA binding. Gene Ontology annotation, cellular component: nuclear exosome (RNase complex); cytoplasm. The coding region runs from base 25 to 675 and encodes 216 amino acids. The transcript is spliced from 2 exons. Lineage: Eukaryota; Fungi; Ascomycota; Leotiomycetes; Helotiales; Ploettnerulaceae.
ACAACACCCAGCCUGAUAUUCGUCAUGGCCCAAACAAUGUCCAUCGCCGUACCUGGGCAGCUCCUAGGUCCAACGAGCGAGUAUCUCCCAGGCCCAGGAAUACACGUCCACAACUCCAACCUCUACGCCUCAAUUCUGGGUCCCAUCUCGAAGACUGCCCCUCCAAAGCCAACAGGUCCCCAAAAGCGCCUGACAAAGAUUACACCCGCGGCACCUGUAGCUCUCCCAACACUUUCGAUUGAGAGGAAUAUAUCUGCGGCCGCUGGAGAGGGAGCAAAGAAAGGCAAGGCGGAGAUCUUACCAGAGGUCAACAGCACAGUGCUCUGCAGAGUCACCAGGAUUGCGCCGAGACAAGCUACGGUUGCGAUAUUGGUUGUUGGAGAGACGGUUUUAGAUGGAGAGUGGCAGGGAGUAAUCCGGGUGCAGGAUGUUAGGGCGACGGAGAAGGACAAGGCCAAGAUCUUUGAGAGUUUUAGACCUGGAGAUAUCGUCAGAGCUAUCGUGAUCUCGUUAGGUGAUCAAUCGAACUAUUACCUCUCGACGGCGACGAACAAUCUAGGUGUCAUUAUGGCUACGAGUGAGGCUGGUAAUGCAAUGUAUCCGGUGAGCUGGAAGGAAUACAAGGAUCCCGAGACUGGUGCAAGUGAGAGCAGGAAAGUUGCCAAACCAUUUUGAAAGAGCAUUCACGGUCUGAGUUUCUGCGCAAAGCAUAGCAACUGGAGUUAGGGAGUUUUCGACAGGAAUACCAUUGCCGUGUGCUGCAUCAGCAGUAUAUAUACACCAGAGUCAAUAGAUGCAUGACUGUAAGGAAGAAGUCAAUCAGCUGAUGGAAUUACUGCAAUAUCAAUAGAUAAAACAGUGUCCUUUCAUGUGUCAAUAUACCCGGCUGUCUAUGGCUACCACCUCGAGGAUUAUGUGUUAGUUUGUGUGCUUCGCGACAUGAUCAAUCUCUUUUUCCUUCGCUUGCC